AUCUGGGACGUGGUGGAGAAGGCAGACAUCGGCUGCACUCCCGGCAGCGGGAAGGACUAUGCCGGCGUCUUCACAGACGCGGGGCUGGCCUUCAAGACCAACAAAGACUUGCAGACCCCGGAUCGGACAGAGCUGGAGUGCCCCAAAGCAGCUACCCGGCGCCGCCGCUCCGUGAUGCUCAUGGAGAAGAGGAUGGACAAAGUUGGACAGUAUCCGAAGCAGGUGCGCAAGUGCUGUGAACACGGCAUGCGGGAAAACCCAAUGAAGUUCUCGUGCGAGCGCAGGGCCCGGUACAUCCAGCACGAGGCGUCAUGUGUGAAGGCCUUCCUGGAAUGUUGCCAGUACAUCACCCAGCUGAGGCUCAACCACUCCCGCAACGUUCACCUGGGGCUGGCCCGGAGUGAGUGCACCUGCCCCUGGGCCGCCAGAGGCGGGAGGCUUG
Messenger RNA from Suricata suricatta (meerkat), 442 nucleotides. Its product is annotated as complement C3-like. The annotation marks the transcript as partial. The record is from RefSeq and is a predicted model, not a curated record. Gene Ontology annotation, biological process: inflammatory response; complement activation. Lineage: Eukaryota; Metazoa; Chordata; Mammalia; Carnivora; Herpestidae. Gene Ontology annotation, cellular component: extracellular region. The transcript is spliced from 3 exons.